CACAAUUUAAUAAUUUUGUUCUUUACAGGAAAUGGUAAAUAUCAAUGGACUAAGGAGACCACAAAACUUCUAAUAGAAGAAGUUAGAAACCAUUUAGUAUUAUUAAAUAAUAAAAAUUAUAUGCAAAAAAAGUAGAAAAGCAUAGCAAAUAAAUUCAAUGAAAGAGGAUACAACAUAACAGAGGAACAAUGUAAUAUUAAAUGGAAGAAUUUGAAGCGAAAAUAUACAAGUGUACGAGAUCUUAAUAAUCAAACUGGUAGAGCUAGACAAUCUUGGGAAUACUUUGACAUGAUUGAUGAAAUCAUUAACACUAAACCCGAAGUAGCACCUAUAUCAAUUGCUUCUAGUACACAUGGAUUUAGAAUAAGACAAUCAAAUACGUCUACAGAACAAAACGAGGCAUCAUCUACCGACGAAAAUAAUUCAGCAGCAGUCAAUACUUCUUAUAGUACAAGACGUCAUAUUAGGAAACGCCGACAAAGUGAUGAACCUAGAUGGGUAAAAACACUCUGCGAACAAAGAAAAGCUCAUCAUGACGAAAACAUAAAAAUGCAAAAAACAUUUUGACGUUAUUUGAGAAAUAUGUACAGAAAGAUAACUCACACUAAAAGUAAAAAUAAAGUAAAAGCAUCUGAUGAUUUAUAUCUGUA
Messenger RNA from Vollenhovia emeryi, 650 nucleotides. RefSeq lists its product as uncharacterized. Lineage: Eukaryota; Metazoa; Arthropoda; Insecta; Hymenoptera; Formicidae. The record is from RefSeq and is a predicted model, not a curated record.